Molecule: messenger RNA, 1080 nt
Organism: Cynara cardunculus var. scolymus (artichoke)
Lineage: Eukaryota; Viridiplantae; Streptophyta; Magnoliopsida; Asterales; Asteraceae
Product: RNA-binding protein 38-like
Exons: 6
Coding region: 48-905 (285 amino acids)
Molecular function (GO): RNA binding
Source: RefSeq, a predicted model, not a curated record
AUGAAAUCUUGAUCAAACAACUCCCAACUUGAUUUCAGAUAUCAACAAUGGCGUACCAACAUUAUCGAUCUCCCUUUGGUGACACCACUUUAACUAAAGUGUUUGUAGGUGGACUUGCUUGGGAGACACAAACCGAUGAAAUGCGUACAUAUUUUCAACAGUUUGGUGACAUUCUUGAAGCUGUCAUCAUCACUGAUAAAAUCACCGGCAAAUCUAAGGGUUAUGGAUUUGUGACUUAUCGGGACCCUGAAUCCGCAAAAAGGGCUUGUGACGAUCCAAACCCUAUGAUCGAUGGGCGGAGAGCCAAUUGCAACAUUGCAUCACUCGGCCGACCUCGAUCUUCUUCUCAAGGAAGGAAUCAAGGUGGCAAUAUUGCGUUUCAAGGGACAAAUACAAUGGGCCAAGGUGCAUCAUCGUCAUCUUAUGGUGGAGUAGCACCACCGCUUGGUACUCCUCCGCCACCGCCGCCACCACCACCACCUUCCGUCAUGUAUCCGCCGUAUGGAUACACGACUUACGCACCCGAUUAUGCUUAUCAACAACAGGCAAUGUACAAUCCAGCACUUCAGCAGCCAUACUAUCAUCAAGUGUAUGGGCCCACAUCUCCAACAGUGUCCACACCUUAUUAUUAUGGGUAUUCCACCACCCAAGCACCCACACCACCCAGGGGAACAUUUGCUGCUCAGGCGCAACGUAUCCAAGGUCCCUCUUAUCUUUACUAUCCUACGCCUCAGAUGGAUCCCUCCACAUUCCCCGGCUAUGUUACGCCACCUUUACUUCUCCCCAGCAGGCAUCCUUUUCCUUCUCCUUCCCCUACCCCUACCCCUACCGGUUCCCAGACUCCACAAAAUACAACUGCUGAAACAGAAGGUGGUGCAGUAACUUCAGAGAGUCCAAACACCUAAAAGAUGGUGGCCAAAAAAGAAAACAAAAUACAAAAUUGACAAAGUUUCAUCAAUGGUCCUUCAACUCUCUGUAUUCUUCCAUUUUUCUGAAAGAAUCAUAAAUAAUUUCUUUCUGGUCAUAAUGAUGAUCCAUCUGCUGCUGAUUAUUCUUUAUCCUCACAUUGAGAGUAAUAAU